Molecule: messenger RNA, 1950 nt
Organism: Yarrowia lipolytica CLIB122
Lineage: Eukaryota; Fungi; Ascomycota; Dipodascomycetes; Dipodascales
Biological process (GO): maturation of SSU-rRNA from tricistronic rRNA transcript (SSU-rRNA, 5.8S rRNA, LSU-rRNA)
Cellular component (GO): nucleolus
Molecular function (GO): protein binding
Source: RefSeq, a predicted model, not a curated record
AUGUCGGAACAGCUGUCUCGAUUCGAUCCCGCUCUCACGCAGUACGCCAGCGUCACUAGUGCGCUUAACCAGCACAAGAUCCGUGUCCAGGCGGUCUCAGGCGCCAAUGCCAGUCUCCAGCCCGUGGAGUUUGUGUUGGAGAAGGGCACCACUGUGACUGCUCUCAAGUGGACCAAGAACGUUGGCGAGGGCGCCUCGUCGUCUUCUCGACGCAAGAAGACCAAGACCCAGGACUCGGCGGCUGCUUCUUCCGAGGAAUAUCUAGUUUCUGUGGGAACCAACCGGGGCGACAUUCUCACUUUUUCUCCCGCCCAGGCCAAGCUUGUGUCUGCUCUCCGAGGCGGCCAUUCUCUGCCUGUGGCCGACUUUGACGUCGACGCCAACUCCGGCACCACCUACUCUCUUGACAACCGAGGUCUUUUGAACGUGUGGAAGGGCUCUUCUGUGGAGCGAUCUGUGGACAAGACCGGCGCCAAGCUGGUGGCCGUUCUGCCCUCGGGUAACGUGCUGCUGGCCACCCACAACAUCGCCGUCUACGGCCCCCGGGGGGAUGACUCGUCGGCCGUCUCGUUUGACUCGGCUCUGUUUGAUAUCCCCUCGCACACCUCUACUGUCACCGAGCUGUGUGUUCGAGGUGACCUUGUUGCUGCCGUUGCUGGCGACCGUCUCAUCAACGUGGUUAACGUGGCUCAGAAGAAAAUUGUGCUGGUGCUCAUGGCCGAGUCGGGUGCCCACCGUGUCUCCAUGAACGGCGACAUUCUCACCGCCCUGACAGAGGGAGGAGCCGCCGAGUUCUUCCAGCUCGCCCAGACUAACGGAUCCACCCCCAACAGCAAGAAGGGAAAGCGCAAGAGCAUUGUCACCAAGUCCUCGUUUGCAUCGCUGGACCUGGAACGGGGCACUAAGGCUGCCGGCCAGAACCUCGUCAUCGACGCCAUCGCGCUCACCGCCAAGGAGGCCUACUACUCGUACACCGAGCGGGCCCAGGCCCAGUUUGCACACGUGACUCUGUCUGCCCUGGAGACCGAGCCCACCAUGACGGUGGUGCACGACCCCAAAAACGCCGCAAACCACUACACCGAGGAGCGAACCGUGCCCGUGUCCUACAACGAGGAGGACGCUAUCAUUGCUGCUGGAGACGACUAUUCACAGCUGGAGAACGGUGUAGGAAGCGACGAGUCCGAUGACGACGAGUCUGCCACUCUGGCCGAAAAGAUGGACGCUCUCAAGCGAGAAAACAAGACCACCAAGAGCGGACUUUCCGGAACUGCUCCCCCGACCAUGGGAUCUCUAUCCACUGUUCUUACCCAGGCCAUCAAGUCCGACGACGACGAUCUGCUCGAGUCGUGUCUCCUUUUCCGAGACGAGGAGGGCAUCAAGUCUACCGUCCAGCGACUCAACAGUAAUCUGGCCGUGCUACUUUUGGAGCGUUUGGCUGCCAAGAUGACCGCCCAACCCUCUAGAGGCCGACAGUUCAACGCCUGGAUCAAGUGGGUCAUGGUGGCACAUGGAGGAUACCUGGUGACCGUGCCCAAGCUGCUGGUGACUGUGUCGCGACUUCACAAGGCUCUUAAUACCCGAGUCAACACACUGGAUCGUCUGCUGGCUCUGGAGGGCCGUCUGGAGAUGCUUGAGGCCCAGAUGGAACUGCGAAACGCCAGCCACGGCGCCAACGACGACGACGAGGAGUCCGACUCCGAGGUCGAGUUUGUCGAGGGCGAAGAGGACAUUGACGAAGACGAUGAGGAAGACGACAUGUCCGAGAUCAUGGCCAUGGGCGAUGAUGACGAUGUCGAGAUGGGUGAGGGGGACGAAGGUGAGGAUGAUGAGGACGAGGACGAGGACGAAGACAGUGACGAAGAGGACGAGGACGAGAACGAGAUUGCUCUGCCUGACUCGGACGAGGAGGAGAUGAAGCAGGUGCUCAACAAGAAGCGAGGCAAGCAGUAA